AUGUUCAAAAAUGUUGUUUUAUUGUAUAAUUAUUUAUUUUUUAUAUUUUUAAAUCAUUUUAAUAUAAUUUUUGUAAUUCAUUGUAAUUUCGCCUAUUCCAUCUCAUACAACAACAAAUUCAUAAAUAAUAUCGAGAUUCUAAACAAAAGAAACAAUAUUUCAAAGAAUAAUAACUUGUUAUAUCCAUACCUAUUCAUUUAUAAUAGAAUUUACAACAAAUGUUGUAAAAAUGAGCCAUUUCGAGCCAAUUCUGAUACUAAACACACCUUAACAUCAACUUUACAACACAAUUAUAAUGAUUUAAAUGAAAAAAUUAAACAUAGAAUAGAAUCUGAGUCUUCAUGUUUGCUAGAGGAUAAUUUAAAUAAGAGUGAUUUUGUACAAGAAUUGGCAAGACUAGGAAGGUCAAUUUACUCUAAUAUACCUACACCCACACUCUUUAAAUCAGUACCUAAUGGAAUAAACCUUUUAAAGUCAUUCAACUCAAACGAUUUUAAUUCCUUAGGAUGCAAUGGAAGAGAUUACUUUCUAGUGAAGUCACCAGUUCCAGUAGAUUAUAAACUACUCGAUGACUGCUCUUCAUCAAUAUACAUAUCAAUACACCUAGAUAAGGAUAAGAAAAUAUAUUUAGAUGGGAUUUCUGAUAGUUUUGUAUUUAAAGGGAUUAUAUCGUUACUAAUAUCGUUGAUUGGCUGGAAAAAUUCUACGGAAGUGGAAGUUGAUAACGUGAAGAAACAUAAAUUCUUUAAAAAAGUCAUUGAUCAUGGAAUAAUUAGUGAAAAUUCACUUAACUCGAUUUUAAAUCACAUUAAAAAUGAGUUGAAAAAACAAGAUAAUCCAACAAAAGGGCCCAAAAGGACAUCGAUGUUCCAGUCACCAAGAUCUAAAAAGAGAGUUGCGGUACUUGUGAGUGGAGGAGUUGAUUCAUCUUUGGCGUUAUGGAUUAUGAAGAGUCGAGGAUUCGAUGUACAAGCAUUUCACUUAAAAGUGAAUGAUCUUUCGAAUGGACCAGGACUGUGCUCAUCAAAUGAUAUCUCAUACGCAAUGGAAGUGUGCAAUAUCCUGCGAGUAACUCUUCACGUUCUACCCUUCUCACAAGUUUACGAUAAACACAUACUAUCUGAUGUACUCGAUGAUUACAGGAAAGGAGAAGUUCCGAAUCCAGACAUUUUGUGCAAUAGUAGAAUUAAGUUUGGGGAGUUUUUGAAAAUGGCAACUGAUUGGGGGUUUGAUUACGUUGCCACAGGACAUUACGCAACUCUGUGCGACGACUUUUUUACAAAAGAACAAAUUAAAUCACCCAGCUAUUUGGAUGGAUGCACAUCAAUCAAUGGGUACUACCGAAUUAAAAGGCUGUGCUUAUCCACUGACACCGUAAAAGACCAGACUUACUUCCUGAGUAGACUUAAUCAGAAUCAAAUGUCUAGGUUAAUAUUUCCAAUUGGUAACAUUUUAAAGACCCAGGUGCGAGAUUUUGCUAAAACAGUCGGUCUUCCAACAUAUAAUAAGAAGGAUUCCUUCGGAUUAUGCUUCUUAGAGGACUUGGAUUUAUCGGAAUAUUUAACAAAGACACUGGGUGAGAGUCGAGGUCCCAUAGUUGAAUAUGAAACUAAUAAAGUCAUUGGUGAGCAUAACGGUUUGUACAACUUUACAAUUGGACAAAAGAAGACUAUAAACAAUUAUCUAAACCCUAAACAUGUCGGAAAUACACCAAAAUAUGUCGUUAAGAAGGAUAUUUACAAAAACACACUCUACGUGAGUGCAAGUUACAAUGAGGAUUUUUUCACUAAUCCUAGAGGAAUUAGGUCAAGUUUUAAAGUUAGAGACUUUUUUUGGAAUACUCCAGACUAUAAAGAUUUGAUAAAUAAAGUUCAAUCUGAAGUUUCAGAUAAUUUUAAAUUUAAAGUUAAGUUAAGGCACACACCAAAUUACAACUACUGCAACAUUAAUUUUAAAGGCGAUGAAGCCACUGAUCUGCAAAAAUGGUUACCAACAACAUAUGAGUUAGCAGCAGCAACAAUAGCUUCCGUGGACAAUUCUAAAUGCAGCAUUAAAAUGAUCCAAUUGAUUUUAACUUUUUGCACUAUUGAAGAUGUUGGAUUCAUACAUACCGCCGACUCCAAGGCCACAACUAUCGCAUUGUUUUUCAUAUUUGGAAGCAAUAAAGAUGAAAAAGAUGGAACGUCAAUUGAACUUGAGGAUAUUGUUCAUGAACCAGCGCCUUCAGAACAUGGCUCAAAAAAAUCACCUUCUGAACUGCACAUUUAUGAAAUUGGCAAACCCAUUGAUUAUUUAGAUUGGAAACAACAUAAAAGAACAAAUUCAUCACAAUCAGGCCGUAAUGGCACACAUGGUAAGACUCAUACAGAAAAGCGUAGGAAUUCUGAUCCAACUAAGAGAUCAAAAGUACACAAACCACAAAGAAUUACAUCAGAAUUAGAACAAAAAACAAAACCGAAUAGUCCUCAACAAACCACUACUAAACAACAAACUAAUACUAAAGAACAAAAUACUAAUAAACAACAAAGUAGUGUUGAACAAAAGACUAAAGCUGAUCAGUCGGGACCUAUUACAAGACCUUUUAUAUCUCCUUCAGUAUUAAAACCUUCAGAAAAAGCAGAAAGAGUAUUUUCCAGUAAUGAAAAACCAGCUGUUCAACAGAGAUUAUUUAAGCCAAGAGAGAACAAAUAUCAAAAAAGGACAGAGAGAUAUGACACUGAUAUGGACUUUGAAAAGAUUUUCAACCCAGUCCACGAAAAUGCAAAGGAUGAUGAACCUGGAAGUUAUAUGCCAUUUGAAUCGAUAUAUGAUUUAUCGUUAGAUAAAUGCAGGUUAAAUAAGGCGUUUCCUCCCAAGGGGAAACCUGCUGGCCAUAAAUUUGAAUGUAUUGAUCUGGAUGUCAUAAGAGUAUCCAAAGAUUUCAAAAACAUUUCACUAGUUAAUGCUAAUGUAAUCCAUCCCAAAUCAAAUACUCAUAAGAUUUGCAAGAUAUCUUUUGACAACAAGGUUUUGGUUGAUAAAGUUGAUGACAGCAUGGAGUUCACUGCGGUGGUUCUUGAGCACGUCAGGUCAAUAAGUAUUCUCUCUGUAAUUUCAACAAAUCCAAAUAUGGAAAGAUCUGCAAUACAGUUUGUUAUAACGGGAAAGGACAAAAUAAAUGUAAUGAAUGAUUACGUUUCUGUAAUGUCGACAAUAUUAAAAUCAGAACUAUAG
Messenger RNA from Theileria annulata, 3213 nucleotides. Its product is annotated as trna methyl transferase, putative. Gene Ontology annotation, biological process: tRNA processing. Gene Ontology annotation, molecular function: sulfurtransferase activity. The transcript is spliced from 8 exons. The record is from RefSeq and is a predicted model, not a curated record. Bases 1 to 3213 code for a protein of 1070 amino acids. NCBI's taxonomy places the organism in Eukaryota, Apicomplexa, Aconoidasida, Piroplasmida, Theileriidae.